This is a messenger RNA of Otolemur garnettii (small-eared galago), 429 nucleotides long. It is a transcript of the gene CST8, whose product is annotated as cystatin 8. The record is from RefSeq and is a predicted model, not a curated record. Bases 1 to 429 code for a protein of 142 amino acids. NCBI's taxonomy places the organism in Eukaryota, Metazoa, Chordata, Mammalia, Primates, Galagidae. Gene Ontology annotation, cellular component: cell surface; cytoplasm; extracellular region. The transcript has 3 exons. Gene Ontology annotation, molecular function: cysteine-type endopeptidase inhibitor activity.
AUGAGCACAGCCUGGUGCCUCUCCCUGCUCUUCCUCACCCUUCCUGUGGCCCUGGUGGCUGACAUAGACCCAGGGGAGAAUGAAGUGAUGGUGUUGAAGAACUUUAAACCCAUCGACGCCUCACACUCCACCGUGAAACAGUGUCUGUGGUUUGCCAUGCGACAGUACAACAGAGAGAGUGAGGACAAGUAUCUCUUCAUGGUGAACAACGUACUGCAGGCCCAGCUGCGGAUCACACAUUGUCUGGAAUACAUUAUUGAUGUUGAAAUCAUGCGCAGCAAUUGCAAAAAGAUUUCGAGCAAUGAUGAAAACUGUGUCAUUCAAGAGAACUCCAGGAUGAAAAAGAAACAAAGUUGCAGCUUUUUGGUAGAAACGCUCCCCUGGAAUGGUGAAUUCAAGUUGAUAAAGAAACAGUGUGAAGAUAUCUGA